Molecule: messenger RNA, 2438 nt
Organism: Abrus precatorius (Indian licorice)
Lineage: Eukaryota; Viridiplantae; Streptophyta; Magnoliopsida; Fabales; Fabaceae
Product: 1-acyl-sn-glycerol-3-phosphate acyltransferase 1, chloroplastic-like
Exons: 7
Coding region: 390-1319 (309 amino acids)
Biological process (GO): phosphatidic acid biosynthetic process
Molecular function (GO): 1-acylglycerol-3-phosphate O-acyltransferase activity
Source: RefSeq, a predicted model, not a curated record
CAGCAAAGUUGAUCCUUCCUUUGCAGAGAAACCAAAUCUGAUCAAUAAAUUAGUGCAAAGAAGCGUGUUUUUUGCGUUCUAAAGUACAUUUAAAUUUGAUCCUUGAAGGUUGUGUUUCGUGGAAGCGAUUCAAAACAAAGAACUUGACCGUCGAUUAAAUCGGCGGGUAGAAAAGGAAGAAGCAUUGUAUUGUAGUUGACCUUGUGUCUCUUUAUUCCAUUACUAUCUCUCACUCAUAUUCUGUGCACUCACCUGAAGAUCCCGUUUUUCGAGGUAUUGCAUAAACCAGCCACUAGUCCAAAUUCACUUCAUGUUUCAAUGUAAUCGAAUCCCUUUCGGUUGUGGAUAAUUUGCAAUCCAGGUUUAUUUUUUGAGAGUGAAUAUUUUCAAUGGUUUCUGGAACCAUUAUGACUAUGAACAUGAACAUGAACAUGAACAUGACCAUGACCAUGACCAUGUCACUCCCUAAUUCCAAGAGAAUUAGUGUAACUCCAAAGGAAUCUCUUUCGCUGAAGCCCAACCAUUUAUAUUCUCUUAGUUCACUCCCUUCUUUCAGUUUCCAGUUGUGCACUCACAGAGGAACAACAACUUGGAGACACCCAGUUUUAAGGACAUCACAAAACUCUCCUCAAUGUAGCUUGCUAGGAAUCUCCAAGGAGCACAGAAAUGUGCUGUGCCUACCUGUUAGUCCUAAAUUGCAUGUUCGAAAUAAAUUCCCCAGAGAUGUAGUUGUAAGAUCUGAACUUACUGCAGCCAACUCUGCUGGAGAUCAUUAUUCACUACCUGAACUGAAAAUGGAGUCUAAAAUCAGGGGAGCUUGCUUUUAUGCUGUUACUGUCGUCACUGCCAUAUGUCUUUUUGUAAUGAUGCUGGUUGGACAUCCUUCAGUCCUCAUAUUUGAUCGCUACCGAAGAAAGUUUCAUCAUUUUGUUGCCAAAUUCUGGGCUAUGCUGACUGUGACUCCGUUUUUCAAAAUUGAAUUUGAGGGAUUGGAGAAUCUUCUACCUCCGGAUACCCCUGCUGUGUAUGUUUCGAAUCAUCAGAGUUUUCUAGACAUAUAUACUCUUCUUACUCUAGGAAGAAGCUUUAAGUUCAUAAGCAAGACAGGGAUAUUCCUCUUUCCAAUAAUUGGGUGGGCAAUGUUUCUUCUAGGCACCAUUCCUUUAAAACGCACAGACAGCCGAAGCCAGCUGGACUGUCUAAAACGAUGCAUGGACCUUAUCAAGAAAGGGGCCUCUGUUUUUUUCUUUCCAGAGGGAACACGCAGUAAAGACGGAAAACUAGGGACUUUCAAGUCCCACCUUCCUGUUUUCAGGUAGGAAUGACCUGCUUUUGGACUGGGAUGCUUAUCACAAGGUGACACAUUGGCAUUAGGUCACUUGAUGAAGUGUUGUGGAGAGAUUUAAUGAUUAUAUAGAAGCUAUCCCUGUUAUUCCUCUCUCUUGGACCCAGGCACCCAGCACACAGAUAAUUAAGAAAGAGCUGGGGUGUUUCAACGACCCUGGAUUUUUUGGCCAACAUGGUUGGCUCAACUAAGUUGUCUGAAAAAUAGAGUCUGCUUCCCUGCUUUGUGAUGAUUAAAGUGAAAUGCCGAAUGAGUCUGAUGAUGAAAACAAUGUGUUGGCAACUUUCAAAUUAAGAUAAAUUAUUUUUAACUCUGUUUCUGCUGCUGUCUUUUCUUUUAAUAUCUUUAUGCUGGCUAAGAUUUCAUGUCAACUAAUUAACUGUAAUUUUUAUAACUUUCCUUGUGGGGAUGUGCAGAAGGGUGCUUUUAGUGUUGCUACAAAGACAAAUGCACCAGUGGUACCAAUUACCCUUAUUGGAACUGGCCAAAUCAUGCCUGCAGGAAGGGAGGGAAUAGUGAACGUAGGUUCUGUGAAAGUUGUUAUACAUAAACCUAUUAUUGGAAAGGAUCCUGAUCUGUUAUGCAAAGAAGCUAGAAAGACAAUUGGAAGUGUGCUGACUCAAAGCUGAGAAAUAUCCUGCAAAAGAGUUCUUUUAAUUUCUAUUCAAUGAAACCCUAACAUCCUCUGCCUCGAAGGGAAUUUGAAAGUCAUGCUUUGCUUAGGUGGAUAAUCUUGAUUCAAUGUUGGAGGACCAGGUCUACUAGCUUUGAGUUUGAACAUGUUAGACAAACAUUAUCAGUCAUAAUUGGUUCCUCUGCUUUUUCCUUUGGAGAGGGAAGAGAGGACCCGAAGGGACUGUGAGGUUGUCCUUUGCAUCUUAUGCGACAAAUAAGAUUAACUGUACCUAUAUUCCUAAGUUAAGAAUUUUAAACUUUUGGGAAAGAGUAUGGGAAUAGCGAACUAUAAGAAUAGCUGUGUAAGUUUCAGAAAUGAUGAUGCUUUUAAGAGAAAAUACUAUUUGUAAGUACAGUUCGCACAUUUUUGCAAGACAAUGUUGAAAAGGUAAACGUUAUCCACACGUGUGACAUUACC